Teleopsis dalmanni is the source of this 1248-nucleotide messenger RNA. RefSeq lists its product as uncharacterized. The transcript has a single exon. The record is from RefSeq and is a predicted model, not a curated record. Bases 1 to 1248 code for a protein of 415 amino acids. Lineage: Eukaryota; Metazoa; Arthropoda; Insecta; Diptera; Diopsidae.
AUGGAUUGGGAUGAAAAACUGCCGACUGAAUUACAUAAACAGUGGUUAGAGUUCCGGAACAAUUUGACAAAAGUAAAUUGUCUGCAGAUAUCUCGUCAUAUUUUCAAAGGCGAAGUUCCUGCCAACAUUCAAUUACACAUCUUUACAGAUGCAUCAGAAAAGGCAUAUGGUGCUGCAGCGUAUUUGCGAUCAAAACUUCAGAAUGGUCAAAUUAUUGUACGACUAUUGUGCGCCAAAUCUCGGGUUUCACCUUUGAAAAGGUUGACAUUACCUCGUCUCGAACUUUGUGCAGCUGUGGUUGGCGCAGAACUAGCAACAAGAAUAAAGAACGAUCUACAAAUAAGAAAUUACCAGACGUUCUUUUGGUGUGAUUCACAAAUAGUGAUAUCAUGCAUCAACUCUCCAUCAUCAAAGUUUCACACUUUCGUUGCAAACCGAGUAAGCAACAUUCAUCAAUUAACAGCCACAAGUCAGUGGCGCCACGUCAGUUCGGAACACAAUCCAGCUGACAUUUUAUCAAGAGGCCUUGCACCCCAUAAACUACAGUCAUCAAGUAUGUGGUUUUAUGGACCUAUGUUCCUGCAUGGUCGGGAAAAACUGUGGCCUUCAAAACCAUCAUCAGCGUUAAAAUCCGAAACCCUCAUUGUUCCUGAACGGAAGAAGGAAACUCCAGUAUCUACAUUGUCUGUUGUUGAAGGCACAGUAAAUCCUGGAGAGUUCAUAUACUCAAUACGACACAACAACUCAUUUGGAAGACUUCAACGGAUAUUAUCGUAUAUAUUAAGAUUCGUAAAAAGAACCAGAAGAAAACAAAAUGAUCAUUCAAGCAAUUUUUUGACUCCAGAUGAUCUAGAUGCAGCACAUCAGGUCAUCAUCAAAAGUAUUCAAUAUGCAGAAUUCAAAAAUGAAAUCAAAAUUAUGAAAUCUGAUGGAAGAAUAAAUAAGUUCAGUGCAUUGGCAUCACUGGCACCUUUUAUUGAUAAUACAGGCAUCAUAAGAGUUGGUGGACGGUUGGAUGCAGCCUCAUUAUCGUAUGACGCCAAAUAUCCUAUGUUGUUACCUUAUAACGACCCCAUUGUCAAAUUAAUAAUGAAACAAGUCCAUAAGAAAUACAUGCACUGUGGUCCGCAGUCUCUCCUAGCUAACAUGCGUCAACGAUACUGGCCAAUUAAGGGCAAAUUGAUGGCAAGGUCAGUAGUACAACAUUGUGUACGUUGUACUAAAGUAAGACCACGAUUUUAUGAAUAA